Messenger RNA from Diaporthe citri, 819 nucleotides. RefSeq lists its product as uncharacterized. Gene Ontology annotation, molecular function: oxidoreductase activity. The record is from RefSeq and is a predicted model, not a curated record. Lineage: Eukaryota; Fungi; Ascomycota; Sordariomycetes; Diaporthales; Diaporthaceae. Bases 1 to 819 code for a protein of 272 amino acids. The transcript has 3 exons.
AUGCGUUCCUUCCUCACUGUCCUCCUCGCAGGGUUCGCCGUGGCAGCGCGACCCUUUGAGGACGCGCCGGACACAGGUAUCGACGAGGCUCUCGGCAGCACGCCCAACGACACCCUGGCCCCGCUCGAUAGAAUGGUUGGCCUGAACGACUUUGGUUGGGCCGCGGAGAGGUAUUUGAACGCUUCCAGCUGGGCCUUCUACCGUGCCGGGGCCGGUGGCGAGUGGUCAUUCCGCAACAACAUGGAAUCCUUCGCCCGGGUGACCUGGAAGCCGCGCGUGCUCGUUGGCAUCACCAAAGUGCCCAAUACCAUGAACACCACCCUCUUUGGCCACCAACUUCUCAGCACCAACGUGCUCUACGUCGCCUCCAUGCACGCCACCAAGAGCCUUGACGAGAUCGCGGCGGCCAAGGCUGAGGGCCAGGUCACGGCACACCAGUUCUACAACGAGGGCACCGACGCCGACACUCUGAAGUACUUCAACGAUGUCAAGGCCGCCGGCGGCAAGGCCAUCUUCUUCACUGUCCACUCUGCCGGCGACGGCAACCGCCACCGGGCCGCCCGCGACGAUGUUACUUCCUCGGACUCGGGCUACUCCUUUAUUUCCUGGGACUACUACAAACACCUUCAGAACAUGACCAGCCUGCCUGUAAUCCCAAAGGUCGCCCUCGAGAUCUACCAGGAGGCCCCUGGGAUCUUCCAGCAGAUCGACGUCUACGCUGAUGGCGGUGUCCGGUAUGGCUCCGAUGUGCUCAAGCUGCUUGCCCUCGGGGUCAAGGCCGUUGGCGUCGCCCGCCCCUUCGCCUUCGCAAACAUGUAG